Messenger RNA from Hyla sarda, 3224 nucleotides. It is a transcript of the gene SMOC2, whose product is annotated as SPARC related modular calcium binding 2. The record is from RefSeq and is a predicted model, not a curated record. Gene Ontology annotation, biological process: extracellular matrix organization. The transcript has 13 exons. The coding region runs from base 319 to 1635 and encodes 438 amino acids. Gene Ontology annotation, molecular function: extracellular matrix binding; protein binding; calcium ion binding. Gene Ontology annotation, cellular component: basement membrane. Lineage: Eukaryota; Metazoa; Chordata; Amphibia; Anura; Hylidae.
UCACCUCUCGCCUGCAGCCAUUCAGGCAGCUCUGCAUUCAUCAUAUGACAGAUCUCCUGGAGAAGGGGGGAUCUACAAGGCUGGGAGAGGAUAGCCAGGAUCAGAUAAGAGGGGAGGGAGCGGAAGGCUGAGCUCUGUAGUCCUAGGCUGCCCAGAACUUCCAUCUGUCACAAGGUAAAGGCUGACAAUUGCCUCUCAGGCUUCAUCUCUGGAAAGUGACAGCAGGAGGCGGAUUUGUGGCAGCCCGCACACUGAGGACUGAGUCUAGUCAUCCUUAUUCCAGACACUUCUCUACAAUCACCCAGGAGGAGGAGGAGGAUGCUGCCUGUUAGCUUCAUUCUGCUCCUGAUCGUCUUUGUGGGACCUCUCAGCCAUGCGCAGAAGUUCUCAGCCCUGACGUUUCUAAGAGUUGAUCAAGACAAAGACAAGGAAUGUAAUUUGGAUUGUGCAGGCUCUCCUUCUAAACUUCUAUGUGCCUCUGAUGGAAGAACUUUCCUUUCCAGGUGUGAAUUUCAACGUGCUAAAUGUAAAGAUUCUCAGCUGGAGAUUGCAUACAGAGGAAAUUGUAAAGAUGUUUCCAGAUGUGUUGCAGAGAGGAAGUACACUCAAGAACAAGCCCGCAAAGAAUUCCAGCAAGUGUUUAUCCCAGAGUGCAAUGAUGAUGGCACAUACAGUGAGGUUCAGUGUCACAGUUUCACAGGAUACUGUUGGUGUGUAUCUCCCAAUGGACGGCCACUCAGUGGGACGGCUGUUGUACAUAAAACUCCUCGGUGUCCAGGAUCAAUAACAGAAAAGCUACCUCAGAAAGAAGGGACAGGAAAAGCAGAUGAUGUUUCUGUUCCAUCAUUAGAAACACAACCACAAGGGGAUGAAGAAGAUUUUGCAUCCCGCUAUCCUACUUUAUGGACAGAGCAAGUAAAAAGUAGACAAAAUAGAACACACAGAAAUUCAGCAUCAUCUUGUGAUCAGGAGCACCAAUCUGCACUAGAAGAAGCCAGACAACCAAAGAAUGACAAUGUAUUUAUUCCUGAGUGUGCAGUCGGAGGGUUGUACAAGCCUAUACAAUGUCACCCAUCCACAGGAUACUGCUGGUGUGUCCUUGUGGACACUGGACGUCCCAUACCUGGCACAUCGACAAGGUAUGAACAACCAAAGUGUGAUAAUGGCGCAAGAGCACAUCCAGUCAAAACAAAAGAUAUGUAUAGAGGAAGACAGCUUCAAGGUUGUCCUGGAGCAAAAAAGAAUGAAUUCCUUACAAGCGUAUUGGAUGCAUUAACUACAGAUAUGGUACAUGCGGUUUCUGACUUAACAUCCUCUUCCAGCAGGGUUUCAGAACCAGAUCCAAACCACACCUUGGAAGAAAGAGUUGUUCAUUGGUACUUCAAGCAACUUGAUAAAAAUUCAAAUGGGGACAUUGGAAAGAAGGAAAUUAAGCCAUUCAAGAGAUUGUUACGAAAGAAAUCAAAGCCAAAAAAGUGUGUGAAAAAGUUUGUUGAAUACUGUGAUGUAAAUAAUGACAAGUCGUUGUCUGUCCACGAAUUAAUGGGAUGUCUUGGCGUUACACAAGAUGAAGCCCCUAAAAGUAAUGGAGAGAAUCCAUCAUCUAAUAAACAGAUCUCCAGAAAACAAGGUUGAAUAGGCUUUAAGACAAUCCAAAAUCCUAUUUGAGAAGCUGAUGCCCAAUGCCAUGUAGGCAGUGAUACAGAAAUAGUAUUUGCACUUUGUACUUUAAAUGUAAAUUCACUUUGUAGAAUUGUGAUAUUUAAGCAGACUUUUGAAUCUGUGAAACAAAAUGAACUUGUGGAAAUUUACACAUACAAUGUAUGUGCCUUGCUCUCUGUAGCUAUUAUAGAUGUACAAGUUAUGCAUUUCUCUUUAUUUUUUAUUUUGAAUGUAGGUAGAUGUAGAUGAAUGUAUAUGUAUAUGACUUGAUUUCUUUAGCACAUUGUAUACUUCAGCUGUUUUUUGUUACUCGCUUUUAUGUGCUUGUUCGGUCUCUUUGAUUGCCGAUUUUAGCUUUUUUUUUUUUUUAUAGUUAUGUCCUUUAUUAAAAUGUUUAUAUAUUUUUUUUUGCAUAUUUUCUAAUUGUUGUGCUGAGCAAAACAAUAUAUUUGUUGUUUUUUGUGUUGAUUUGAUGACAUCUUUUCAACCAGAAAGUUACGGAGCUCAGGACUGUCAUUUUUUUUUACAUUUCCCUGCAGCAUCUGUUUGAUUUGUUUAUAGAAUAAGUAACACAAAGAUCAACUUUCCAAUAACUGACAAAUUCAUUCAGGCCUCCGGGCACGCAGUCUUUGUCAUAUAAUCACAAAAAUAUUUGUUUUUCUGUUUUGAGACUAAUCAGCCUAAAAGAAGAAUGUCAAAACAAAAUCUUUUCAUUACACCUGGCUAAGAUUUCAUGUACCAUUCAUUCUUCCUCCUCCUCCCAGUGCCUGGAGGUCAACAUGUAGCAAAAGCUAUCACCUGAACAAAUUAUAAACAUUUGCCUUCAGGAGGAGCAAAGAGUGUGUAACCAUCGCCUUGAGCAUUCUCCUUGCCAUCUGGGAGACGUCUGAACAGGCAUUAAUGCAUUCCCCUUAAUUCCUUUUGAGGUGCCUUAAGGAACAAAGUAUUUGCAGAUGUGAACUUUAUAGCUCAAGUACAUAAAACACUUUUCAAGAGUUUGGACUUUAAUAAAUUAUAUUCAUCUGUUGCAAUAAUCAAUAACCCCCACCUCAGCGUGCACACAUGACAGACAUUGAAAAACAACAGUAUUUUUUUUAUAUUUCAUUUUACUAUGGAGAAAACACUAAGCUGACUCACAUAUGGUUUUCACCAGCCAAUAAAUAGCAGGGCAGGCUUUUUUCAUAUAUUCAUUACACGCAUGCCAGAAACAGGCUUGCUUGUUGUUUUUUUUACAGCGUUUUUGACUUUAUAUACAAUGUUGUAUCAGUAGCAGAUCUCAGAAGCUGUAAUGUAAUUGAGACACCCAUUCCUCUACAUUAUGACAAAUAUGGCAAAGUUAAUCGUAUGAAGAUAUAUGGUAUUAUACUUUGUUCUAAUUGUAGCUCUGCUGUAAUAUGUAAUAUGAAUGCUACAUAGCUGCUCCAAAGCAUGUAAAGAGCACAAAGAGAUUGUAAAAUACAGAACCCUUGUUAAAGGGGUACUCCACCCCUAGACAUCUUAUCCCCUAUCAAAGGAUAGGGGAUAAGAUGUCUGAUCGCGGGGGGUCCCGCCGCUGGACAAGA